UUCAAUCUCUCUCACUUUCUCUCUUUUUUCGUGCGGCCCAUGAAAGGCUUUCUGCCCCAAACGAAGCUCAGUUACCCCAACUGCUCAGAGGCAGGCGAACCCCAGAGGCCAGAGCUUGCGAGGUGCUUUCCGCAUUAACUCACAAAUCUCUCUCUCACACACACACACGCACACUCGAAAACACACACACACACACACACCCACUGCAGGAGCCUGUUGGACAACCACAAUGAACCCCAGACUUUCAGUGGAGUGGACCAUAAUCAACGUCUCCAUCUAUGGGAAACUUGCCACGUCCCUCGGAGCUGAGCCUGGACCUGAGCUUUUGGUUGGAUUUUUCUGAUGUUCUUGUGGCAGGAGAAAACUCAGGGAUAAGAUGAUGAUUGAGCUGCAAAGCCCCGAGGAUGGUGGCGGUGAUGGUGGUGGCUGCGGCCACGUGGACAUACUGAGCACUGAGGAGCUGGAGUGUAAGAUCUGCUACUGUGCGUACAACCUCGGGAGUCGCAGGCCAAAGUUGCUCGAGUGCUGCCACCGUCUGUGCGCCAAAUGCCUCGCUAAGAUCCUGGACCUGGGUGAGUCGCCUCCCAACGCCGUGGUGUGCCCGUUCUGCCGCUACAUCACCAGACUGCCAGGGGAGGCGGUGAGCAGUCUGCCGGAUGACUGCAACUUGGUGGCGGCGCUGGCCCUCAAAAGCAGGAAUCAGAGGAACCUCCACUUCCACCAGGAUGCGACCACGGAGCUACUCCUCAGCCCCAGGCGCCUGACCUCGCUGAUGGGUAGUAACGCGCCUGUGAUGUCCCCUUCCCCUUCCUCCUCCACUUCCUCAGCCACUACCUACUCCUCCAUCCGGGGCUCCCCUAACUUUGUGGUCAUCACCAUCAUGGAGCCUCCACCGGCGCCCGCCUCAAACCAGGACCUUUACCACCAGCCACGUGGACCUCACACCUCAAACCGGGGCUACCACUCCUCCAGUCUGGAUUCCAUGGCGUCCAUCACGCAGCGGUGGACGGUGUGGAACUGUGCAGCCCUCCUGUGCCAGACGUCGGCCCGGGCGCUGGUGUGGGUGCUCGGGCUUCUGUACUUCAGCUCUCUGCCCAUGGGGGUUUACCUGCUCAUCAUGCAGAGGACAACGCUCGGGGUGCUGCUGGUGAGCCUGGUUCCCGCCAGCCUCGUCAUGAUCAUGGUCUACGGAUUCUGCCAGUGUAUCUGCCAUGAAUUCUGGGACUGCAUGCCACCAUAAUGGGAGCAGAUGAAUGGGCAACGCUUUGCUUUGAAUAUGCUUGACAAUAGAUGUCCAGAAUUCACUAAUGGGGAUGUUACUGUGUAACUGAUUAUGUGAAUGUUUACUUCAGUGGCAGAAAAAUGAUCCUCUUCUUGACUGGAGAAGAACAUUAUGUACAUCACAAAUGGAGCUCACAGUUUGGGGCUUUUUAUUGUUAUACACGUUAAUUUGAGCUUUUUUUUUUUUUUUAGCUUGAUAGCCAACUAAUUAUCUAGUAGAGCUCAGACAGAUUUAGCUAAAACUUUCACGCCAUUUCUGGAGGAAAUCUGCUAAAUAUUAUACAUAAUACUGUUGUAGUGAGAAACCUGAAGGAAUGAAUAACUGUCUCUGACACCCGUGGAUCUAAUGUGUUAUCUAACAGUGGUUCUAAGCCUUUUUAGGCUGUGUCAAACCCAUAAAGGCAUCAAAUGUGAACUUUAUCAUCAAGAGUCCUGAGAGUUCUUCACCUUAGCAUGAGCAAAAGUGUGUUGUCAUGUGUGAAAAAACACUUUCUAUGCACCAAGAAGAGAGGUCAGUGUGUUUUCUCACCAUGAAAGAAUCAAAUAUAAAACAGGAUAUGCAGU
Molecule: messenger RNA, 1845 nt
Organism: Seriola aureovittata
Lineage: Eukaryota; Metazoa; Chordata; Actinopteri; Carangiformes; Carangidae
Gene: rnf182
Product: ring finger protein 182
Exons: 1
Coding region: 377-1240 (287 amino acids)
Source: RefSeq, a predicted model, not a curated record